Molecule: messenger RNA, 2061 nt
Organism: Drosophila melanogaster (fruit fly)
Lineage: Eukaryota; Metazoa; Arthropoda; Insecta; Diptera; Drosophilidae
Exons: 7
Coding region: 74-1534 (486 amino acids)
Biological process (GO): proteolysis
Molecular function (GO): serine-type exopeptidase activity
Source: RefSeq, marked reviewed
UCAUAGGGGUAUGCUGAUCAUAUAAAAAGUUUGCACUACUUAUUUAUGUUCAUUUCAACACCGGUUAAUCAAAAUGAAGUGGCUCAAUUUUUCAGUGCAAUUAAUUUGUUGGAUGCCCAGUUUUUUGGCUACUUUUAAUCCUUAUAGAACAAAUGUGGAGUUGCUUAAUCACGAACCGGUAUUAGGAAUAUGUUCAAAAAACGAGUUGGCUUCUGUGGAGGAACUUUGGUUGGACCAAAAAGUGGAUCAUUUUGACAAAAACAACAAUAGAACCUGGAAAAUGCGUUAUUAUCGUAAUGCCAAGUAUUUCAAGCCCCAUGGACCCAUUUACAUAUUUGUGGGAGGUGAAUGGACCAUUAGCCCAGGAUUAUUGAGCACUGGAUUAACCCACGACAUGGCAGUGGAAAACUCGGGAAUGCUUUUCUACACCGAACACCGCUACUAUGGACUGAGUUUACCUUUUGGCAAUGAAAGUUACCGAUUGAGCAACCUCAAGCAACUGAGUCUUCAUCAAUCAUUGGCUGACUUGGCUCACUUCAUACGCCACCAAAAGUCAAAUGACCCCGAAAUGGAGGACUCCAAAGUCAUUUUGGUUGGCGGCUCUUAUUCGGGCAGCUUGGUGGCAUGGAUGACUCAACUGUAUCCGGAUUUAAUAGCUGCCAGUUGGGCCUCCAGUGCACCAUUAUUGGCGAAAGCGGAUUUUUUUGAAUACAUGGAAAUGGUCGGCAAAUCAAUACAAUUGAGCUACGGCAACAACUGCUCUUUGCGUAUUGAAAAGGGUUUCAAAUUCUUGGUAAAGCUAUUUGAUGGUGAUGAAAUUCAGGAGCUGCUCUAUAAUCUUAAUGGCUGCGUGGGCUAUAGUCCAAAGAAUCCUUUGGAUAGGGCAGCUUUCUUCAAUGGACUGGGAAACUAUUUUGCUUUAGUGGUACAAAGUUAUAGUGCUUCUAUACCGCGGCUUUGUGAGACUUUGAUGAGCUUAGAUUCAAGUGAUGAGCUGGCAUUUAUAGAAUUCUUGAAACUGCUUUAUUCGGAAGGAAGGCGCUCCAGUGAUUGCCAGGACUUUGGCUACUCAUCCAUGCUAGAACUUUUCACCGAGGAUUCAGUUCAAAGUUCAGAAACUCGUGCCUGGUUUUAUCAAACCUGCAAUGAGUUUGGCUGGUACACAACUACAAAAUCCAAAUCAUCCGCGUCCCAAGCCUUUGCCAAUCAGGUGCCCCUUGGCUACUUCGAACAACUUUGCCAGGAUGCGUUUGGAGCGGAGCAGACUGCCCACCAAUUGGCCCAUGGCGUUGAGCAGACGAAUAGCAAAUUCGGCGGAUUCGGGUUCAAUCAGAGCGAGCGUUAUGCUCAGGUAAUCUUCACGCAUGGCGAACUGGAUCCGUGGAGUGCUCUGGGCCAGCAAAAGGGUGACCAGGCUAUAGUCCUGACGGGCUACUCGCACGUCGAGGAUUUGUCCAGCAUCCGGGUGAUGGACAGCGUGCAGAUGAAUCUGGCCAAGCUGCGUGUUAUGUCCUUUCUGCGACGCCACAUAUGAAUCAUACCGGAUCCACAUCCAGAUCCACUCGAAUAAAUUAUUAAACUAACAAAUGCGUCGUGUGAUGAGCCCAUUUGAAAAUGUCAUGGGAGCAGCUCCUCGUGUCCUUUGGCAAACAAAGUGAUAAAUGGAGUGAUGCUUGGACACUAAGUGAUAUGUCUGGUCCGUUGGCUUGCGUAAACAAUUUUCCCGAAUGCGGCAUUCUUGUUGAUUAGGAAAUUGCACUUGUCCUUUGGCUUUUGCAUUUUCCCCUGUUUGUUUGUCUUGGCUUGAUUGGUUGAUUAAGGAACCCAUUGAGUGGACACCUACGCCUCCACUUAUAUAGGUGGUGUUUGUGAAAACUUUCUUGACAUGGAGUAAAGUCUCAAGGUAUUUCAAACAGCCGCCUGGGUAAGAUGUAAUUUAUCAUCAAGGAAGUCUCUUAUACUUAGCCAUUUCGAUAGCUAACUAGAACAUGUAUAUUGCUAUUACUACAUUGAUAACCAAAUCCUAAUAAAAAAAUUCACCAUUUGGCGGAAUGAAGCUUU